Messenger RNA from Prorocentrum cordatum, 453 nucleotides. Lineage: Eukaryota; Dinophyceae; Prorocentrales; Prorocentraceae. The record is from the annotation of a GenBank genome assembly.
GUCUACGAGGAAUACUACAAAAUCGAAUUGAAGUUCGCCAAUCGCGCAGCUGCCUACAUCGUCUGGGCGAUGCAGCGUACGCUGCGAGUUGGCAAGUGGGAGCCCGAGUUCCCAGACGUGAUGCUCAAGCCAGUGGGGGUGCGCAUAAUGCCCGCGCAGGUGACCUCGCACGAUGUUGCGAAGUUAUCGGAUGACCCGUUCGUGUGCAGACAGUGUGCCAAACGUACGGCAAGCAAUUCUAAGGCGGCCUGGAACCCCUUUCUCAAGGCACCGUGUCAGCCGACCCGCCUCGACGCUUUACGUGCUGAAGCUAUGGUGGAGUAUGGCUGUGGCACUGCCUAUCAGAUCUCGGAGGCUGGCAGGUUCGUGAUGGAGGCGCUGGAUGCAGCUGCUACUCUUGAGGACCCUGGCGACGUCGGCGAAAAGAUCGUCUCUGAGUGGGCCGACGCAGAA